AUGUCUCCUUCUGCUACCGUUCUUCUCAAAGAGGAUAGCACCAAUGUCACCACUGGGGCCAUUGGGCGAGCUAAAGAUGGCCGAAAACUCAGAAUUCGUACAGAGCCUCAGUUUGAUACGCUUCUCGAGGAAAGGGUUUACCGAAAGCAGCAUCUUGCUGCUGCUUUUCGCAUAUUUGCCGAUAAAGGGUUCGAUGAAGGGGUUGCAGGACAUAUUUCCGUCCGUGAUCCGAUCUUGACUGAUCAUUUUUGGCUGAACCCAUUAUCAACGCAUUUUUCGCUGAUCAAAGUCUCUGACUUGAUUCUCGUCAAUGAAGAUGGCGAGGUUGUUAUUGGCGAUGAGCCGAUUAAUGGGGCCGCUUUUGCAAUACACUCAGAGAUACACAAAGCUCGACCGGAGGUGAACGCGGCUUGUCAUGCUCAUUCGGUUCAUGGGAAAGCCUUUAGCGCUUUCGGUCGAGAGCUCGAUAUGAUAACUCAAGACGCACUCCGUUUCUACAAGAGCCACUCGGUCUAUACUGAAUUUGGCGGCGUCGUGCUUGAUCGAGAGGAGGGGAAGAGAAUCUCUAGGGCCCUUGGUAACGGGAAGGCUGCAAUUCUACAAAACCAUGGCCUGCUUACAGUUGGGAAAACAGUUGACGAGGCAGCGUUCUGGUUUAUUAGCCUGGACAAAACAUGCCACGCUCAGCUCCUCGUCGAUGCGGCUGAGCGAGGUAGUGGACACAAGAAAAAAAUCAUCAAUGACGAGGAGGCUGAGUUUACAGCAAAACAGGUCGGGGGACCAGAGAAAGGUUGGCUUGCGUUUCAAUCUUAUUAUGAUGAAAUUGUUGCGAAGACGAAUGGUGCUUUUCUCUUGUGA
Penicillium cataractarum is the source of this 858-nucleotide messenger RNA. RefSeq names its product class II aldolase/adducin family protein. The coding region runs from base 1 to 858 and encodes 285 amino acids. Gene Ontology annotation, molecular function: actin filament binding. The record is from RefSeq and is a predicted model, not a curated record. The transcript is spliced from 3 exons. Gene Ontology annotation, cellular component: cytoskeleton. NCBI's taxonomy places the organism in Eukaryota, Fungi, Ascomycota, Eurotiomycetes, Eurotiales, Aspergillaceae.